Molecule: messenger RNA, 1257 nt
Organism: Cryptosporidium muris RN66
Lineage: Eukaryota; Apicomplexa; Conoidasida; Eucoccidiorida; Cryptosporidiidae
Product: lipoate-protein ligase A, putative
Exons: 3
Coding region: 1-1257 (418 amino acids)
Biological process (GO): protein lipoylation
Cellular component (GO): cytoplasm
Molecular function (GO): lipoyltransferase activity
Source: RefSeq, a predicted model, not a curated record
AUGAAGUUAACAAACCUUUUGAAAGCUAACCAACUUUUUUUUUCUAAAGGAGAUUUCUUUCACAAUUUAGCUUUGGAAUCUACUCUCUUGAAGAGGUAUACCCAAGGUCAACCUAUAUUAUACCUUUGGACACACGGAAAAACAGUUGUAAUUGGUAGACACCAAAAUGCCUGGAGGGAAUGUAAUUUAUAUAAGAUGGGAUCUUAUAAUAUAGCUCUAGCAAGAAGAUAUUCUGGUGGAGGGGCAGUUUAUCAAGAUCAUGGGAAUCUAUGUUUCACAUUUAUAACUGACAAUAUUAAAGAUUACAGGAAAGAGAAUAAUAAGAUUAUUAGUAGAGCUUUUCAAAACCUUGGAAUAGAAAUUGAAGUGAAGGGUAGAAAUGAUAUCUUACUACAGGGGCGCAAGUUUUCAGGCUCAGCUUUUCAAUUAUCAGGAAAUAAAGCAUUACACCAUGGGACUAUAAUGGUUAAUGUUAAUAGAAAAGCUUUAGAGGAGUUUUUAACUCCAAAUAAGACAAAGUUGCAAAGUAAAGGGGUGCAAAGUGUAGCAUCUAGAGUUAUAAAUGUAAAAGAUGUAAUUCCAGAUAUUACGUUAGAGGACAUAAAAACAAGCAUAAUCGAAGAGUUUUGUAAAACUUAUUCUAUUGACAGAGAGCUUGUUGAAUUUGAAAUUAAAGAUCUAAAAAGUGAUGUAAGUCUGUCUAAUAGAUAUCAAGUAAUAGAGAAGGAACAAAAUGGAAUAGAUAAAAAUAUGCAGUACUUCAAUCAGAUUCAAAAUAAUGGUGUGCAUGUAAACACACCAAUUACUAAACAAUUUGCAGAUUAUAUCCCAUUUAAUAAUAUACAUAUUGAUUCUGACAAAGAUAUCAAUACAUUUCUAACAUGCAAUAAACCAGAAAUUGGAGAUGCAAUUAUACAUGAUCAAGUAUAUAAAGAUACAUAUAAGCAACUUAUAUCUUGGGAGUGGAGAUAUGGAGAGUCUCCAGAAUUUUCUACAGUACUUGAGAAAAGAUUUGACUGGGGAUCUUUCCAAGUACAUCUAGAUGUGGAUUCGAGCCUUAUAAAACAAGCUAAAGUAUACUCCGAUUGUCUAGAUGUUAAUCUUGUCAAUUUAUUUCAAGAACGUUUGCAUGGUGUAAGAUGUAUUCAGAAUGACAUAUAUACUUCUAUUACAGCCAUUGAUUCAAAGAACUCAAUAGAACGUGAUCAAAAUAUCGAGGAAUUUGCUAAAUGGAUAAGUGUUGAGGCAAGUACUUAG